Molecule: messenger RNA, 1511 nt
Organism: Hibiscus syriacus
Lineage: Eukaryota; Viridiplantae; Streptophyta; Magnoliopsida; Malvales; Malvaceae
Product: protein LOW PSII ACCUMULATION 1, chloroplastic-like
Exons: 9
Coding region: 50-1381 (443 amino acids)
Biological process (GO): photosystem II oxygen evolving complex assembly
Cellular component (GO): chloroplast
Molecular function (GO): protein binding
Source: RefSeq, a predicted model, not a curated record
UAGAUAAAACGGUUUAGUUUGGCCGGGAAUCGUGACAGGUGAAAUCUGAAUGGCUGUGACUGCUCCGGCACUGAACCUGCAACUCCUUUGUUUCUCAAACCUAAAGAUAAGAGCAAAGUCAAGGCCAUGGUUUCCUCAAAGAGCAACCCUUUCGAAUUCUCAAAAGAAAGAUCCUAACUUCAUACUUUCUUGCUCUUCGUCUCAAACUUCACAGUCCCCUGAGGCCAAUGUCCAGACUGCAGAGUCUUGUGUAAACCUUGGGCUGUCCUUCUUCUCCAAAGGACGCGUUAAAGAUGCUUUAGUCCAGUUCGAAACUGCACUUAGUUUAGAUCCAAACCCUGUGGAAGCCCAAGCUGCUCUCUAUAACAAAGCCUGCUGUCAUGCCUAUCGAGGGGAAGCAAAGAAAGCUGCUGAUUGUCUCCGUGCUGCUUUGAGAGACUACAACCUCAAGUUUGGUACAAUUCUCAAUGAUCCCGAUCUGGCCUCCCUUAGAGCAUCGCCUGAGUUCAAGGAAUUGCAAGAAGAGGCCAGGCUGGGUGGAGAAGAUAUAGGCUACAGCUUUCGAAGAGAUCUCAAACUUAUCAGUGAAGUCCAAGCCCCGUUUCGAGGCGUUAGGAGGUUUUUCUAUGUGGCAUUCUCUGCAGCUGCUGGAAUUUCGCUGUUCUUCACUGUACCCAGGCUAAUUCGUGCUAUUAAAGGUGGCGAUGGUGCUCCUGAUAUUUGGGAAACUGUUGGCAAUGCUGGCAUAAAUAUUGGAGGUAUCAUUGUUCUCGUGGCAUUAUUUUUCUGGGACAACAAGAAGGAGGAAGAGCAACUUGAACAAAUAUCCCGAAAUGAAACUCUCUCUAGGUUGCCUUUACGCCUUUCCACCAAUCGGAUCGUUGAACUUGUGCAGCUACGAGACACCGUUAGGCCAGUUAUUUUAUCAGGAAAAAAAGAAACUGUUUCUUCGGCUAUACAAAAGGCUGAGAGAUUUCGAACUGAGCUCCUCAGACGAGGUGUUCUUCUAGUUCCUGUCAUUUGGGGUGAAAGUAAAACACCACAAGUGGAGAAAAAAGGUUUUGGUGUUUCUACUAAGGCAGAUGCUGCUGCUCUUCCUUCUAUUGGGGAGGACUUUGAGAAACGAGCACAGUCUAUAACUGCAAAAUCAAAGCUGAAAGCUGAAAUUCGAUUUAGAGCUGAGGUUGUAUCACCUGAAGAAUGGGAGAGUUGGAUCAGGGAUCAACAAGAGGCUGAAGGAGUUACUCCUGGUGAGGAUGUGUACAUAAUUCUGCGCCUUGAUGGUCGAGUUCGAAGAUCAGGAAAAGGAAUGCCUGAUUGGUCACAAAUAGUGCAGGAGCUGCCACCAAUGGAAGCAUUGCUAAGCAAACUUGAAAGAUAGAAUUUGUGUUGUCAACCCUUAUAUUAUGUGCUUCAAUCUGUGAUGCUAGUCUUUCUUGUUUCUGAUUAUUUCUGCAUUAGACAAGCUUUCGAUUUUCUGAGUUCUUUUACACAACAGGGGAUUCUAAAUC